AUGACGCUCCUUUCCAGAGUGCUUAAUCACAACUCUGAGAAGUCCAGACCCCAGCUUUCCCCCAAAGCGCUGGCCUCUAGUCUCAAGAAACCCCGGGUCAAGCUUUCGAUCGCUUUGGAGUCUCCUCCGGUCAUACUCUAUGGCCAGCACCACGAAUCAACGGGAUCGAUUGUUUCCGGAGUUUUACAUCUUGACGUUUUACCUCGCUCAAAGUCCAAGGAUGAGAGUCCUCGAAGAACCCCAGAUUCCUUGACUCCCGUGUCAUCGGUAGGAAGCAUAGGCCCAGAUUCAGACGUGGAGCUUUCUUCAGUCACGCUCCUGCUCGUUCAGACAAUUCGCUACACAAAGCCAUUCCAAAUCCCGUCCGGGUCAGUAUCCUCGUGUAAAUCGUGCGCUAUCAAGCGGAAUACGCUAGCCAGAUGGGAUGUCGUGAUAGAGCCCGCCACAUUCGCUGUGGGCUCGCAUGCCUAUCCUUUUUCACAUUUACUUCCUGGCCUGCUUGCUGCUUCCACAAAACUCGGCGGUAGCCAAUCCCUGUCAUACAUAAAGUACGACAUCAUAGCUGUGGCUGUUGCAGGCCUGAAGGAGGUGAAGGCUUCGCUACCACUCAGCGUACUGAGAUCAAUUAUUCGAGGUCAUGACCGUAACUCCCUCAGAGUGUUUCCUCCAACAGAUGUCACCGCUAGCGCAGUUUUGCCCAAUGUCAUUUACCCCAAGUCUACAUUCCCUAUAGAGCUACGAUUGAACAAUGUGGUGAGCUCCAAACAGGACCGUCGCUGGCGAAUGAGGAAGCUCACCUGGGAAUUGGAAGAAUGUACCAAAAUAAGAGCAUCAGUUUGCCCAAAACACACCUCCAAACUCAACCUUACAAAAGAGCUGCAGAAACGUGCACAGCUUAGCAGGCUCAAAGCCGGGAACCAGGACAAUAAGACCACCGGGCUUCAUCAUCUGACAGUACAAACUUCCAUGCGUCUCGACGUUCCAUCCAGUCGAGUAAUGACAGCUGCCGAUGCUGCCGCAAUAGCUGAGGCCGCUGCCCCUGGUAACCAGGAUAUCGAUGAGCAGCCAGAAAUUGAUGAUGGCGUUCCCAACAGACCAAUUGAUGAAGCGGUUAAUUUUGAUCUGGAUUUCUCCCAAUUCCGUCCAUCCAGCGAAGUUAGUCGCGAGCAAACUCCAUCCACAGCAUCAGACAAUAACCAACCAGAUACAUUUGCACGAUCAGACAGAAUAUUCCCAUUGCCCAGCCAUCCAUUCACUAAUACAAACAGAACAACAGUCAAUGAUCUUCGCCCACUGACCACCAACAGAUCACGUUCUGACUUUUCACAACCGCAGGAGGAGCUCUCACUCGAGGAGCUUCGGGUAGUCUCGCAUGGCGAGAUCAAGUCCGGCUGGAAAUCGGACUUCCUGGGAGAGGGUCGUAUAGAGUUAGUGGCAGAAAUUUCUGCCAUGGAUUGCUCCACUGGCCUACAGCGCCACGUGGUUCAAGCAUCUUCAUCAGACCCUAAGCAAGACGAAAAUCAAGAAGGGCUCCGUAAUGGUGCCAACAUAUCUUGUGACAUCGACGAUCCAGAGCUUGGAGUGUUUGUCAAUCAUGUCUUGGUGGUUGAAGUGGUUGUGGCGGAGGAGCUCAUCCACAUUGCCAGACAGAAAGCUCAAGGCGAUAGUCUCAUGCCGAUAGACUCAUCCACCUCGAUCAACUCCACUACCAAUAUCAGAGAAACUCACGUGGGAGUGCCUACUGGUGCCGCAAGAGUUUUGAGAAUGCAGUUUAAGAUGAAUGUUACAGAGAGAUCAGGCCUAGGGAUUGCAUGGGAUGAUGAAGUGCCUCCAAUGUAUGAAGAUGUGAGAGCGUUGAGCCCACCGACGUAUCUGAAGCUGGCCUCUGAUACGCCCCUUCUGAGCUACUCUAAUACACCCGUUAUGGGCAGGCAGACUCCUGCUAUUUUGGACGGCGUUGGCGAUACCCCCAAUGUUGGAGGUUUUGGAAACUCCCAGAUCAUGAACACAGAAUUGAGCGAUUUAGAUGAACGCGUGCAAGAUCUGAUGAUGCAGCCUCAAGCUGGCAGAGGACAGCCGCUGUUUCAUUUUGAAGAAGAUGGCGAUAAUCUCAGAGGACCUCCGAAUAAGCCGUUUGCCAUCAACACCUCUAGACUUAAUGUGCUGCUGCUAUCGAGAACAACAUCCAACCUGACGGACUUUUCCAACAUCAACAGUGUUCUUCAGUUUCCCAUAGAGAACUCCCAUUCAUAUUCAUACGCCCACUUGUCGCCCAACUCAUUAGCGCUCCGACUUAAUGUUUUGAAAAGAUCGCUAGAGAUUUUAAAUGAGAGACCCGACUGGUUUCGCUCCAUAAACUACGACUCCCUGAACAACAGUGAUGAUGAUUUGCCUGGUGACAGUAUGCCCUCAUGGAACCUUCAACCAGGUGAUAAUGGCCACCGUCGUGUAUCGGCUCGUCUGAUGAUGUACCAUGAUGCUUCCCGUAACGCCAGUGGUGAAAGCAUCAACUUGAGUUCAGAUCGAUGCAAGAUCCGCCCCAACGCAUCUUCUGCAGCCCUUUCUAUGCUCUUUAGACCUCAGAUGGUGAGGGCGGACAGCUUACCAGCGUCUAGAUUCCCCUCCCUGGGACUGACACGCAAGGAUCUCAAAGUUUCUACAACCAACUUAUCAUCGUGGAAACAAGAGGAGGCCAAACUUCUUCGAGACAUUUCCUCACCGGGUGACACCAUGCUUAGCGAUGAUUUACAGGAUAUAAUUCAGAUUCUUGAAAACGACUCGUCAGAGCUUGACAACAACACCGAAAUUGCAUCCACUCUCCACGAUUUGUCGCUAUCUUCAGGAGAACAUGACCACCGGGCGAAGAAGAAUAUUUUGAAGUCUAAGCUUCUAUUGGCUUUGGCUACUCCAUUUGUUGAGUCAACCUCACUGACAUCAUCACUUCUUGACUCGGCAAUUCCACAAUCGGCUGCAGCUAACCCUCCCGUUAGUGCCUCCACUGCAUCACUCACCCUCCUCAAUUCACUCAAUCUGCCACUCACACCCUCGACUGGAAACAGACCUUUUCACGUAUUAUCCCUGGGAAAACAUUCCUCCCCGCAGUCAGUAUUCACCGUCGAGGAUGUCAAUCCGUGGAACUUAAAAGCUGCUAAUGACUUGGCAUGUUUGAUGUUUGGUGUUUCAAAAAACAUGAUCAAAAACCUUACGUUGAUGGAUCUUAUUGCUCCGCAAUUUAGACAUUUUGUGACAGAACGUUUGACAAAGUCGAUGUCUGAUUCAUUGGACAGGAAUGGAGCCAAGAGCCAGAUCAUCUUCGCUGGUGAGAUUAUUGCCAUCUCAAGACAGGCUGAUCACACAUUCGCAUGGACUUCUAUGUGGGCAAAGAAAAGAGGAAACUUUAUUAUUUGCAUGUUUGAGCAAAUCCCCUGUGACGCGUUCGAUAUAGUGGUGCAGUGUGAUGUUGAGAAGUACCCUCAGGAUAAGUAUUCCGUGGCAUCUGUUCAGGAGAUUGCUGGAAAAUUGUUAACGUCUGAAUGGAAGGACUCCCUGAAGACUCUUGAGCAAGUUUCAAACUCCUUGGACCACGAAUUAAACUCGCUGGCUUCAAGUCAUUCGAAAGAAACCACUGCAUGUGACUUCCGUGAUAGUGAGACAAUUAACAAGAUUCGGUAUUUCACCCUUCAAGUUCGUGAUGAUAACAUUCCUUGUGCUGUUACCUCCUACCCACUCGAACUCAAUGACGACAAGUAUGAGAUAAAGCUCAAGUUCCACUCAAUGCCAUACAUCGCAGGUAUGUUUGUGGUGAACUUUUCAGAUUACGAAAUUCUUUCAAGCAAUAAUGCUAUUGCGAAUAAUCUCUUCGGAAAGUCAUCGGAGGAAAUCCUUCAUCAUAGCAUCGAUGAGAUCAUUCCAGAUUUCACCAAAAUUUUAGAGACUGGUUUGAAGGAUCAGAAUGAUAUAUCAAUAAUGCCGGGAUUGGUUUUGCCGGAGCACUUUUUCAGAAAGUAUGAUGCGGUCCUCAAGCACCGCGAUUCUCAGGAGAUUUCAAUGGAAGAGUUGUUUUUCAAGUCCAAAGGAAUAUCUGGUGUUCACAGAGACGGCAAACCUCUCUCUAUUGAUGUCCAGCUUCGCGUCAUUCUGUCAGAUGUCUUUGUUCUCUGGGUGACUUACUCAAGGCACUCUAAGAACAUCGCAAGUGAGCUUGACAAACUAACAAGAAGCGCAUCCUCAAGGUCCUUGACGAGCAGCCCCAGACAAAGAAGCAAUUCUGAUGUCCUGGGCAAUGACUUGCCUUCCCAACUCCGUCUUUUCCCAGAAAAUGAGGAUGACCUUAUGGAAUUAGGUCAUACGAGUCCCCAUAUUAGCCGUGCAAACAGUACUAGGAGACCAAAGAAAGCAAACACAUUCUCAAUUCCGGUGACGUAUAUGGGGAAUGAUGCAGAUUCGAAUACCUUGAAGGUUCCAGGCCAGUUUGCUUCCCGAUCAUCUUCAACUCGCGCCAGUCAAGACUCUGGUACUAGCGUGGAAUCCGCCGAAAGUGGGGAUACAGAGUCAGAGCCAACUACUCACACUAAUUACUUAAACGAGACCCGCUAUACUCGAUUUACAGAGGAAGAGCUUUUAAAUUUGGAGAAUGAGGAUUUGAAGCAAAAGAUGAAGAGGUCAAAAGAAUGGCCUACCUCUGUGGGUGCAAAAAGGCGUACCAAGAAGUUCGAGGAAUUCAAGGUUCUCAAGAAAUUGGGAGAAGGUGCGUAUGGAAAAGUCGUUCUUGCAGAACACAAGGAAGACCCUGCUUACAGGAUAAUUAUAAAGUGCAUUGACAAGCAAAGAAUCUUGGUCGACACUUGGGUCAGAGAUCGACAACUAGGGACAAUUCCUUCAGAAAUUCAGGUGAUGGCUACACUUAACCAUGAGCCUCAUCCCAACAUCAUGAGAAUAAUCGACUAUUUUGAGGAUCCAAACUACUACUAUUUGGAAACGCCAAUUUUCGGUGAUCCUCCAGCUAUCGAUUUGUUUGACUACAUCGAGGUCAAGAAAGAUAUGAGUGAGAUAGAGUGCCAAUACAUCUUCACGCAAAUUGUGAAUGCUAUUUACCAUUUGCACAAAAACGGCAUCGUUCACAGAGAUAUCAAGGAUGAAAACGUCAUUGUGGACGAACGGGGCAUCAUCAAGUUGAUCGAUUUUGGAAGCGCUGGGUAUGUAAAGCUGGGUCCAUUCGAUGUUUUUGUCGGGACAAUUGACUAUGCAUCUCCCGAGGUGUUGAGAGGAGAGAAAUAUGAAGGCAAGCCUCAAGACAUUUGGGCUUUAGGCAUAUUGCUUUACACCAUGAUAUACAAGGAGAAUCCGUUUUAUAACGUGGACGAGAUUAUGGAGGGUGACUUGAGAGUGCCCUAUGUGGUGAGCGAGAAGUCUCUUGCGCUCAUAGAGAAGAUCUUGGUCAGAGAUAUCAAUAAGAGACCUACUAUCACAGAUAUCAUCGAAGAUGAGUGGCUAGACAUUUGA
Molecule: messenger RNA, 5502 nt
Organism: Candidozyma pseudohaemuli
Lineage: Eukaryota; Fungi; Ascomycota; Pichiomycetes; Serinales; Metschnikowiaceae
Gene: FUN31
Product: serine/threonine protein kinase
Exons: 2
Coding region: 1-5502 (1833 amino acids)
Biological process (GO): intracellular signal transduction; negative regulation of glycogen biosynthetic process; protein phosphorylation
Cellular component (GO): cytosol; nucleus; cytoplasm
Molecular function (GO): protein serine/threonine kinase activity; ATP binding
Source: RefSeq, a predicted model, not a curated record